Messenger RNA from Dipodomys spectabilis (banner-tailed kangaroo rat), 2856 nucleotides. It is a transcript of the gene Ccdc39, whose product is annotated as coiled-coil domain containing 39. The coding region runs from base 1 to 2817 and encodes 938 amino acids. Gene Ontology annotation, biological process: inner dynein arm assembly; cilium-dependent cell motility; cilium movement. The transcript has 20 exons. The record is from RefSeq and is a predicted model, not a curated record. Lineage: Eukaryota; Metazoa; Chordata; Mammalia; Rodentia; Heteromyidae. Gene Ontology annotation, cellular component: axoneme.
AUGAGCAGUGAAUUUCUGGCCGAGCUGCACUGGGAGGAUGGGUUCGCCAUCCCAGUGGCCAACAAGGAGAACCAGCUGCUGGAAGAGCAGUUACUAAAGCUGCAGGAUGAAAGGUCAAGCUUGCAAGAUGAGCUGCAUGACUUUGAAGAUCGAAUUAAUGCAAUGACUUCUCACUUCAAAAAUGUCAAGCAAGAAUUCUCAUUAACACAGUGUCUUUACAAAGCAAGGGAGCGUGAGAUUGAAAGUGAAGAACAUUUUAAGGCCAUUGCCCAACGAGAACUGGGCCGAGUGAAGGAUGAAAUCCAACGACUCAAAAAUGAGAUGGCUAUAAUACAUGAGAAGAAAAAUGAUAAGGAAAGUAGCAUAUUUAAGGCUACUCAAAAAUUGGAUGGUUUGAAAUGUCAAAUGAACUGGGACCAGCAAGCAUUGGAGGCCUGGCUAGAAGAAUCAGCUCAUAAAGACAGCGACGCCCUCACUUUGCAGAAGUAUUCACAACAGGAUGAUAACAAGAUUAGGGUACUGACUCUGAAAUUAGAAAGACUAACUUUGGAAUGUCAUCAGAAAAGAAAGAUUCUUGACAAUGAACUUACAGAGACUUUAAGUGCUCAGUUACAAUUGGAUAAAGCAGCGCAAGAUUUUCGUAAGAUUCACAGUGAAAGACAAGAACUCAUUAAACAAUGGGAGAACACAGUAGAGCAGAUGCAGAAGAGGGAUGGAGACAUAGACAAAUGUGCCUUGGCAUUAGCAAACAUAAAACAGCAAAUACGAGAAAAAGAAAAUUUGGUUAAACAAAAGAUCAAGUUUUUAGAGAAUGAGGUUGGAAAUAACAUAGAGUAUGAGAAAAGGAUUGCUGCUGCUGACCGUAAAGUGUUAAAAUGUAGAAUAGAAUACCAGCAACAUGAAACGAAUAGAAGUCAGCUGAAGGAUGAGCUGGAUUCUUUAAAAGCCACCGUGAAUAGAACGUCCAGUGAGUUACAAGCUCUGAGAAAACAUUCUUCUAAAAUAAAGAAAGAUAUUCAGGAAGAAACAGCAAGGUUAUACAAAAUAAGAAAUCAUAAUCAGAUUGUAAAAAGAAAAUUAGACAUGAUAACUGAGAAAACCAUGAGUGUAGAAGAAAAAGCUACCAGUUUGGAAGACAUGCUAAAGGAAGAGGAAAAAAGCAUAAGGGAAGUGGAAGUUCAAUUGAACAUAGUGAAAGAUGUGUUCUUUAAGAAAGUUCAGGAGCUACAGGCUGAGACAACAAAGGAAAAAGCGAUUAUGUCAGAAAUUGAAGGAACCCGUUCCUCUCUGAAGCAUCUCAACAAUCAGUUACAUCGGCGGGACUUUGAAACCUUGAAGCAGCAAGAAAUUAUGUACAGUCAGGAUUUUUACAUUCAGCAAGUGGAACGGAGAAUGUCACGGUUAAAGGGAGAUAUUAAUACAGAAGAGAAACAAAUCCUUGAAGCAAAAAUUGUUGAACUCAAGAAAACACUGGAAGAGAAGCAAUCAACAUGUACCAUUUUGGAAACACAGAUCAAGAAGCUUCACAAUGACCUUUACUUUAUCAAGAAGUCAAACAGUAAAAAUUGUGAGGAAAAGCAGGUUUUCAUGAAUAAAAUAAAUGAACUAACACUUUUCAUCGACAGAUCAGACAAAGAACUUAAGAAAGCCAAAGAAUUUAAAGAGGAAUUGAUGAUAGAUUACAAUCUUUUAAAACUGGAGGUUAAGCGCACUCGAGAACUGCUUCACAGUAAGGCUGAGGAAAUUGUUUCACUGGAAAAAAGAAAACAGCAAUUACGUACAGCCAUGGAAGAGCGAAGUGAAGAAAUUAAGGUUCACAAAACCAUGUUGGCCGCCCAGAUACGAUGUGUGGAUCAAGAACGGCAAAUCAUAAGUGCUGAGUUCCACGAUAGGCUAAAUAAAAUCGAUAAGCUGAAGAAUCGAUAUGAAAUAUUUACCAUUGUAAUGCUGCCUCCCGAAGGAGAAGGGGAGAAGACGCAUGCCUAUUAUGUCAUCAAGGCUGCUCAAGAAAAAGAAGAACUUCAAAGGGAAGGUGACAGUUUGGAUGCUCAGAUCAACAAAGCAGAAAAGGAAAUUUAUGCCCUCGAAAACACUCUGCAAGUUCUGACCAACUGCAAUGAUCAUUACAAACAGUCUUUUAAAAAAGUGACACCAACUAGUGAUGAAUAUGGGCUAAAAAUUAAACUAGAAGAACAAAAAAGAAUUGCUGAUGAAAAAUAUCGAUACAAACAAAGACAAAUCAGAGAAAUUGAAGAAGACAUCCAGAGCAUGGAAAAUACUUCAGAAGUUGUAGAACAUUUAACAAAAACUGCCAAGGAAAAAUUGUCAGGGAAGCAAGAUUAUUUGCUCCAACUACGUAAAGAUACUGAGGAACAGAAGCCAAAAUUAGAGAGAGUCACUAAACAGUGUGAGAAACUCAUAAAAGAUAUGCGUCUCUUGAAGCAAACACAAGAUGAAACGCUAGAGGAACAAGACAUUAAAUUUCGUGAAACAAAACAGUUUCACAAGGACAUUGAUGAAAUGUUAAUUGAGAUAGCAGAAAAAAAUGCUGAUCUCCAAGUUGUCCUCCAAACAUACUUUCAGCAGAAUGGGUUGGAAUUCCCUACAGCUAGUAAACGCAGUCUUCAUAGUUCUAGGUCCUCUUCACAGACUUCCCUGCGAUCAGGAAGGUCAACUAGGAGCUUCAGUCCUACUGGUUCCCAGUCUUCGAUUAAAGUGGUAGAGCUCAGCUUCCCUGACUCAGCACAAGCAGACAGACAUUCCAGGCCACCUAGUGCUAGUAGUUCUAAUAAUGAUAAAAACAAAAAGACCAAGUAGAUAUUUUUAUCUUCAUUCAAGUUUUAUGACAAGAAAAGU